Molecule: messenger RNA, 201 nt
Organism: Miscanthus lutarioriparius
Lineage: Eukaryota; Viridiplantae; Streptophyta; Magnoliopsida; Poales; Poaceae
Source: the annotation of a GenBank genome assembly
AUGGCUACAUGCAAGUUUGCAAAGGACUCAGGUGUGCCUCUAGGUACACAGGAAGACAGUACAGAUGACUGGGACAAUGAGGUGCAGAGGAUGGAGGUACAGAGUGAUAGGAAUGCAAAUGAAGACAACAAUGCGGCAACUUCAUCGGCUACCAAGGCCACCAAUCCUAAGAAGAGGGACAAGGCAAGAAGAGGGCCAUGA